AUGGAGCACACGGGGAUUUUGAGUCUGAUACUACCCGAUGAACUGGCGGAGACGGUACACGAUCACAUAGUUAUCACAGUGAACGGGGAAAAAUGCCAAAUUCCCCUCGAGAUUACACCUCCAAGACCGUCAUUGGUGAUCCCAGAUUUGGUGGAUUUUGGUCUACUGGUACAAGAGAAUAAAGUGAUUCAUCGUACUGUCUGGUUGAAAAACGAGGGCCUCAAACCGGGGACGUUUCGAAUCGGAGCAAGCUUGAACACAUUGCUAGAGAUUGUUCCACACACGGGCACAAUAAAUGAAAAAUCCUCGUUAGAAUUGACGGUGGGUUUUAUACCAAAAACUACACAGAAGCUUAAUGAGUUACUAAGUGUUGAACUGGAAGGUCGAGAGACCGCUCAAUUGCGUAUUGUCGGUGAAGUGAUUCAACCCGGGUUCGCUCUGGUACCAUACACCCACAGUUUGAACAAGAUUGGCCCAGGGACCGCACAUAAAUCGAUGCGUCGAAUUUGUUUCAAAGCAAUGUACUACAACACAGACAGAUUUUGUCGUUGGUACCUGUGCAAUCAGUCACCAAAAGAAACCGAUUUUGUCUCUGUUCUAUGCGACCAGACAAAUCCGUCCGUAACCAGGAAGAAAUUGGCCGAUGUUCCCACAACAGCCGAGGCUUGUUUCGAUUCAUUGAUCGAUAUGGUCCCAUGUCAUGGCCAGUUAGAACCAUACGGUCGAAUCCCAGUCCAGUUUCGUCUACGUCCACGUUGGCCCCGUCCGCAGUACGGAUUUCAGAGCAGUCCGGAACAGCCACCACAAAAAUCGUUUUCUGUCUACUUGCGUAUCACAAAAGUUGGUCUGGUUUCAGCACGUCAGUCUGAGCUAACAGGUCAGUACAUUGGUCGGUAG
Messenger RNA from Echinostoma caproni, 897 nucleotides. NCBI's taxonomy places the organism in Eukaryota, Metazoa, Platyhelminthes, Trematoda, Plagiorchiida, Echinostomatidae. The record is from the annotation of a GenBank genome assembly.